AUGCCUGCCGACAGGCGAGCAACCUUCCCUACUGCGAAGCCCGUCAAGACGGAGCGCACCCACGAGGAGAACCAGGAACGUGCCUACAUAGCUGCGUCGCGCAGGAGUGACCGCAGCCUCGAGGCACGCAUCGAGUCUGCCCGUCGCGCCUCUGAGAUUCACAAGAAGCGCACGGGGCGUGCCUUGCGCGUCACCGAGCAAGAUGUGGUCAAUGAGGAGAUGUACGAAGAGGAAGACGAUGACCUGCCCACUCAGUACCAGAGACUGAACGCUCAUCUGCAGACCUCUUCGUGGCUAUUCAACCGCAAGCUUCACGACUACAUCGCUACGCAGCAUGGCGUCCGAAACAUGUUUCUCAACCAGCAGUUCCCCGGCCACCAGCUGCAGCCUUAUGGCUCCCAGUACCAGCCAAAUGCCACCCAGCUGCCAAUGAUGAGCGGUUCCAUGCUCCCUCCCCAGGCUUUCAAUGCUGCUACCCCAGACUUCACCCAGCCUCAGCAGCCAUUCAGCCCUCAGGGAUUCCAGCACCAGCAGCAAGGUUACCGCCAUGCUCCCUACAGCAUCCCCCAGAGACCUCAGCCGCACCAACGCUCUGCUUCCAUCGCCACGCCGCAUGUGGUGACUGACUUCGCGCCCGUCAAUCAGCCUGGUUCGCAUGUCACCACUCCACGAGGAGAGUUCAACAGACGACUUUCGCUGCCACAACAUGCUUUGGAAACUUCGGCCCAACAGACGCCUGACGGUCAAGCGCGCCCGCCACUGUCAAGGAGCUCGACAGCCCAAAGCCUGCAACAUCAAUCUGUAUCACCUCAGCGUGCGCCUGCCGGCACUCCAUCCACCUCGUCGUCUGGACAUGCCACUCCGCAGCUGAAGUCGGAGCAUACCUCUCCGAUCUCUUACCAGUUUGGCGCGUUGCCAUUCGGCUCGUCCCAAGUUCUCGACAUGAACCCUUUGUCCAUGUCCCUGCCACCGGAGUCACAGCAGUUCGUCGGCUCUGCACUCGACCCGAGCGACCCGCGUACAUCACUUUUCAUGGCAGGGAGUGAGAAUCUGCCACAGCCUUUCACUGGCACCUAUACCUAUAAUCCUAAUCUAUCGCCAAAAUCCUCUCGAGCUUUGGUAUCUCAGCCCGGAAUCGCCCAGACGCUGGCUCCGGAACAAUCUAUCAAGCUUGACGCUAUGGCUGACAGUACCUCGACCACCCCACCGUCAGCUCUGUCAGACCAUCUUUACACACCGCAGCCGCUUUUCACGCCAACGGGCUUUGAAUACUCCAACUUCUUCGAUUCAUACUCGUCUCAGGAUGGCAGUCGCCGCGCUAACGAUACUCUUCUUGGCGAGCCAUUCGAAGAUAACUCCUUCGUGAACUGGGAUCAGUGA
Molecule: messenger RNA, 1380 nt
Organism: Didymosphaeria variabile
Lineage: Eukaryota; Fungi; Ascomycota; Dothideomycetes; Pleosporales; Didymosphaeriaceae
Exons: 2
Coding region: 1-1380 (459 amino acids)
Source: RefSeq, a predicted model, not a curated record